GCCAUUUCAUAACUCUUCACUUUAUUCCUACUAUUGUAUAACACCACAAAUCUCUGCUUUUUUCCUCAGAUCUUUUCCAUUUUCUUGGUUUUUACUCCAAAUGGCGAUAUGGGGGGCUUUGAAUUCUUGUAAGCAUAGUUGCUAGCAGUUGCUGUUGUUGUGUGAUCUUGGUCUCGGUCCAUUCUAUUUAGGAAGCUAGAUGGGUUCCAGAUUCCCAUCUCAUCAGCUCAGCAAUGGGCUUUAUGUCUCAGGCAGGCCAGAGCAACCUAAAGAAAGGACUCCAACCAUGAGCUCAGUAGCCAUGCCGUAUACUGGUGGAGAUAUUAAGAAGUCAGGAGAACUGGGGAAAAUGUUUGAUAUCCCUAUGGAUGGUUCUAAGUCCAGGAAAUCUGGGCCUAUAAGUAGUGCUCCUUCAAGGACUGGAUCUUUUGGGGGUGCUGCUUCACAUUCUGGACCAAUCAUGCCGAAUGCAGCACCUCGGGCAGGCUAUACUACAGGAGGUCCUGGUGCCAUUGGAGGCAUAUCUGGUUCAGCCUCAUUAAAGAAGUCAAACUCUGGACCGCUGAAUAGACAUGGGGAUCCUGUAAAGAAAUCAUCUGGUCCACAAUCUGGUGGAGUAACACCAAGUGGACGUCAAAAUUCUGGUCCUAUUCCUCCUGUUCUCCCUACAACUGGCCUUAUUACAUCUGGGCCCAUCUCUUCAGGCCCAUUGAACUCCUCUGGGGCUCCUCGGAAAGUGUCUGGUCCUUUGGAAUCUAUGGGAUCAAUGAAAGUAAAAGGUUCUGCUGUUGUUCAUAAUCAGGCUGUGAAUGUUCUUAGCCAAGAUGAUGACUUUUCUUUCAAGAAGAACUUCCCAAAACUAAUAUUAUGGGCACUGAUACUGCUUUUUGUAAUGGGUUUCAUUGCUGGUGGUUUUAUUCUUGGAGCAGUUCACAAUGCCAUUCUCCUCAUUGUUGUUGUGGUUCUUUUUGGUGCUGUUGCUGCAUUAUUUGCUUGGAACUCCUAUUGGGGGAGAACAGCUAUUUUGGGUUUCAUUGCUCGUUAUCCAGAUGCUGAGCUUAGAAAUGCAAAGAAUGGACAAUUUGUGAAAAUUUCUGGGGUGGUAACAUGUGGGAAUGUGCCUCUUGAGUCAUCCUUCCAGAAAGUUCCCAGAUGUGUUUAUGCAUCUACUAGUUUGUAUGAGUAUCGAGGAUGGGAUUCCAAAGCUGCCAAUCCCAAGCAUCGUCGUUUUACUUGGGGACUCCGAUUGUUGGAAAGGCGUGCAGUUGACUUCUACAUAUCAGAUUUCCAGUCUGGGUUGAGAGCAUUAGUAAAAGCAGGCUAUGGAGCAAGAGUGACUCCUUAUGUGGAUGACUCAAUUGUUAUAGAUGUCAACCCAACCAAUGAAGUGUUGUCUCCAGAAUUUGUCAGGUGGUUGGCAGAAAGGAACCUUUCCAGUGAUGACCGUGUUAUGCGAAUGAAAGAAGGGUAUAUUAAGGAAGGAAGCGCGGUUAGCGUAAUGGGAGUUGUACAGAGAAAUGACAAUGUACUUAUGAUUGUCCCUCCACCAGAGCCAAUUACAACUGGAUGCCAGUGGUUCAAAUGUAUCUUCCCAGCUAGCCUCGAGGGUAUUGUAUUAAGAUGUGAAGACACAUCAAAUAACGAUGCCAUACCCGUUUAGUAGCCUGUGCAUUGUAAACUUUUCCAGCAACAACUCUUUUAAAAUUUAUUCUCUUUUUCUUCCUUUUUUUUUUUUUUUUCUAUUAAUAUUUGGUGAUGGUGGUGGCUGUGGUAAGGACGUGUGAUGAACGUGGGAGGCUGGUGGCGUUUCUUAUCCUUUUAACUUGGUGUAUAGCUUUUUCAGGUUUAUUUGCCCUUAAUUUUUAUCUUGUAGGCUUGAAGGCUGUUGUUAUGGGGUUGUUUUCAUGCGGUUGGGGAUUUUAUGUGUGAGAAUUUCGUGAUAUUGUUAAAUAGAAAGAAAAGCACUACAAGCUAUUGAGUAUAUUUGUGUUUGUAUGACAGUUUUGCUUUGUUUUUGUUGCCAAUGACAGGCUCCCCUCGAUUUUGAUCAUUAAUGACUUUGAAUUUCAAUCUCACGUCCUGCGCACAAACACUAUACUUGAAUUACAUGUUGCUAAUUGGCUAAAAUAUUCAGGGUGUUGUUCAAUUUAGGAUUAAUAAUAUAAUUUAAUCUCGUGUCCUCCAAAUGAAAAUUGCCAUUUAAUAAAAAAUGCUAAUGAAAGUUAUAACUAUGUCAUUGUCAUGAAAAAUAUCAUGAGCCCUAUACGUUACUUCAAUAACCUAACCAUGAGAAAUAACUA
Durio zibethinus is the source of this 2300-nucleotide messenger RNA. The record is from RefSeq and is a predicted model, not a curated record. NCBI's taxonomy places the organism in Eukaryota, Viridiplantae, Streptophyta, Magnoliopsida, Malvales, Malvaceae.